This is a messenger RNA of Vespula pensylvanica (western yellowjacket), 1915 nucleotides long. RefSeq lists its product as uncharacterized. The coding region runs from base 222 to 1364 and encodes 380 amino acids. The record is from RefSeq and is a predicted model, not a curated record. NCBI's taxonomy places the organism in Eukaryota, Metazoa, Arthropoda, Insecta, Hymenoptera, Vespidae. Gene Ontology annotation, cellular component: extracellular region. The transcript has 6 exons. Gene Ontology annotation, molecular function: chitin binding.
CCAUAUCUACGCAUAAGCAAGUUAGAAGGAUAGAAACUCGGAAUUAUCCCGGUCGAUGUAGUGAAAAUAGAACGGUGUAUUAGAAUACUAGAGAGGAUCCAAACCAAGAAGGUAGAAAGGAUGCGAUCGAUCGUACAGAGUUAAGAGUGGAGCCGAAGCUGAAGUAGAAUUGAUUGAUUGAUUGAUCGAUCGAUCGAUCGAUCGAUUGUACAUCGAUUAAAAUGAACGGAAACGGAAAAAAAGACAAUAACAAUAACAAUAAUAACAAUAAUAACAGUAUUAACGAUAAUAAUCGGUGCCACCAGCUGACAUUGAUUAUCACGAUUUUUUUAUCGCUGUCUGUUGCAGUAGCCGAAAAGCAAAAACGUCAAAUCUUUAGGGAACAAGUAUUGCCAGCUCUUGGUGGGAAAAUACCGGAGGAAGCUUUCAGAACCGAUCGUUUGGCACUGAAUCGUUUGAAUAAGGAAGGCAUUACGAUACCGGAUGGUGUUGUACUCGAUGCUAGACACAUUCAUAAACAUCCACAUACUUCGCAACAUAUGCCUAAGAUCAUUAAAGUAUACUUAACGCCUGAUGGUCGAUACGUACCACCCGAAGGUCGAACUCAAUACGAUCAUCCAAAAGCUGUCGACACAACUUACAUCAUUCGAACGCCUUUCGGAAAACCCGAGAAACCAACGAAUAACUUUGGAAAUUACAAGCAUCAUCGAGUGCAUAAUAAACAGCAACCUUAUCCUAAUCACAGACAACAGUUUGUGCCAUUGAUUCCACCUACCAAACCUGGUGUUUAUAAGCCAAUAGUGACGCCAUUGAUGUUACCAGCGAAUCCUAAUUUCUUAGAACGGACGUAUUUGCCUGCCUGGGAUCUCGAAUACGAUUGGGAUACCGUUUAUCGCCCUUUCAAUGAAUAUUACAUCGACAAUAUCGCAUUGUUUAAUUCUCAUCAGAUUCUCACGGAUUAUCAAGGAUUUCUCGACGAAUUUCACGGUAGAUCGUUAAGACACAUUGUUGGCAAAUCCAACGAGAAAAACAAUUACGAUACUGGUGCAGAUCGGCACAAAUACAAUUCGAAUAAAAAUAUUCGAACGAAUGUUCGUUCUAAUGGUGGUUAUCGUGAGAACAAGUAUAAUAAUAUUGGACCAAUCACAUCAAAUAUUAGUUACACGAAUCUCACGAUAAUUCCAGAGACUGAAUUUUCUUGUCGUGGAAGGAAGGGUAUGUUUGCUGACGUAGAAACCAAGUGUCAAGUCUUUCAUAAUUGUUCUGGUUGGUCGAGAACGUCUUCUCUUUGUCCUGCUGGUACGGCCUUCAGCAAGGAUAAAAAUCGAUGCGAGUGGUGGAAUACCGUCCAAUGCAGAGAAUGACGAGAUCACUAAAAAUAACGAGUGUACUUGGAGUCGAUGGAUCGAUUGUCGAGUUCUUGAUGAUACAUGAAUUUUAAUCAUUGAGCAUUUUUCAUGCGAUUCUCAAGAAUUUUAAUAUCUUUCGUUGGAUAAACAAAAUUAUGAAAAAUUGAUAUUUAAUGAUCCUCAUUAGUCUAAAUAUUCGCAGUAUAUUUCACUAUUUUGGAUUAAUAAGACACAAGAUUAUUCAAACGUAAGCAUAAAUAAUUGAUUUAAUCCUUAAUAUGAAAAAAAGAAGUUAAUCUCAACUAGUUUUUUCUCGAUAAAAAAAUCAUCGAUAAGAAUGAUGGUUUAUAAUCAUGGCAAAACAUUUUAAAUGAAUACAGUGUCAGUCUCCAAGAAUAGUACUGUGCUUAUGAUUAUGUAAGCAAGUCACGUGUCAUCUACAAACGUGAUAUCCGUAGCAAAAAAUUAUUCAGCCAUAACAUCGUAAUACACAAUGUACGAAAAUCUACGUAAAUUUAAGAAAUUUUGUACAAGUUAUUUUUUAUAGUAAAAUGUUAAUACACGGA